Messenger RNA from Coregonus sp. 'balchen', 14073 nucleotides. Lineage: Eukaryota; Metazoa; Chordata; Actinopteri; Salmoniformes; Salmonidae. The record is from the annotation of a GenBank genome assembly.
AUGAGGCUGAGUGGAGGCGACGUGGCAGACAUGCUAACUCCGCCAGCUAGACCUCCUCUGAGCCGACACAAUGGCCAGACACGCAGGAAGUGUGUUAGCCACUCUGGGCAGACACACAGCUGCCAUGUCCCAUCCUGCAAACGAGCAGAAGAUGAGAAGAGCAGCACCCCUAUUCCGGGAACUGAACAACCGGGGCUGUUCUAUUGUUAAUGAUGAAAUACAGUGUACAGUAGGAUGGAUUGUUUGGGUGGGGGGGUAUGGAUGCGGGUGUUUCAGUGUGUGUGUACAGUAUGUGUGUCUACAUGCGUUUAUUCGUGUGUCUAUGUUCGUCUUUCAUCAACAUGUGUGUGGGUUCCUUUGUGUGUGCGUGUGUGUGUGUGUGUGUGUCGGGUUGACUUGGCUCAGUCGAGGACUGACUUCAUUUAAUAAUGGACCUCCUGUUCUCAGCCCUCCAUACAGACAGAUGAGUCAUCAACACUGACUGGGAAACAAUCCUAUGGUCAGAUGUUUCUCAAGGUCCAAUGGCCUAACGUCACCCACAGGGGAGGGCAGCAGCUGCUAGAAGUCAACCGUCCAGAAAGAAACAUUAAUAUAGCCAUUAGCAUGAGCUAAUCAGCUAAUCAGCCUGGGAUUGGUUUGCGUGUGAAUGUGGAGAGUGCCAUGACAUUGGAAUGGAUGAGAGGAAGAACAGAUGUAGCAAUCCCAAAUGAAAGAGGACAAGAGAGUAACCGGUCUGUCCCAAAAUGUUUUGCAUGUCAGCAAUCAAGUUUUCAAGAUUUAUAACUUUCAAACUACAGAAAUACAGCCGGUAUGAUGCAUUUUACAUCAUAUGACGCAUAACGCAGCAUCAUAUGAGGCUGGCUGUAUUACUGUAUGUUGAAAGUUAUAUACAUGCAAAACAAUUUGGGACUAUAUCAACAAUGGACUAAUGAAAGAAAUACCAAAAGUUCGUUUUUGGGUGGAGUUUCCCUUUAAAUAAUGAUAACAUUUUGGGAAUGUAUAGGAAUGAUCAUCGUCCCCUGUUCGUCCUCAGUGUGGGGUUUAGUGUUAAGCCAACUGAAUAUGAAUGUCACUAUUUGUUCCUAGGGAACUCACAUCAUCAUCAUCACCACCUCAGAGUCAGACAGCUCAGCUCAGUGUUCUCAUCACUCACCCAACCAUCAUUUGGAGAAGAACAAGGAACAAAACAUGUAAUGUUGUUUAAUGUCAUCAACUCCAACUUCAGCACUGGUCUAGGUAGCCUCUCUCACCAUGGUUCAGCUGGACUCCAAUAGCGGUUUCAAUGGCUCAGUGGGUUAGAGCACGUUGCUACAAACACAAGGGGUUGAUUCUCACAUGAGCCAUGAUGGGCCACAUGUCUGUGUCACUGUCAAUGUUGACAGUUCUUUAAGUCGCUUUGGAUAAAAGUGUCUGUUAGAAUAGAUAAUCAUGUUAAGGAACCAUGCUUCACAAUGGUCUCCCUGAGUCCUUGUGGUCGAUAGUACCAAACACUGAGUAGAUUGUUGGCUUGGCUACUGAUAUGAAUUAUGGAAGGCCUUUCCUCUUUCUUUAAUGUGCUGCUGCCUGCCAAGCCAUUAAAAGGAUAGCUAAUAUAUUAGUGUGUAGCAGGGAUCAUCACCUAACACUGAGAGCCUUCCUCUGUUGGAGCCUGUACGACUCUGUCACUGGGCCAGCAGGGUGUGUAUGUGUGUGCGUGCAACUUCCCUUGGGGAUCAAUAAACUAUCUAUACUGUAAGUGCUGUAAGCACUUUACAUUGUAAGAGGGGUAUCUCUCACCUCAGCCACUACCUAUGUGUUGAACCCUUCACCUACAGUAUGUGACAGAUAGAUUGUGGUUGUUGUUGCUCUACUCCCAUAGAGGUUGAUGAUUGACCUAUAUGUGUUUGUGUUUUCCAGUAUGAGUUCAAGGCCAAGAACAUCAAGAAGAAGAAAGUGAGCAUCAUCGUGUCUGUGGACGGAGUCAAGGUGGUCCUCCGGAAGAAACAGAAGGUAAUCAGAGCCAAUCUGGGCCAAUCAGAGAGCAGGGUUAUGAUGAUGUCAUUAUGAAGAGGCCAAUCAAAGAGUAGGGUUGUGAUGAUGUCAUUACAAAGGGACUGAUCAAAGAGUAGGGUUAUGACGAUGUCAUUAUGAAGAUACCAAUCAAAUACUAGGAUUAUGAUGAUGUCAUUAUGAAUGGACCAAUCAGAGAGCAGGGUUAUGGCGAUGUCAUUAUGAUGAUGUCAUUAGGAAAGACCAAUCAGAGAGCAUGGUUAUGAAGAUGUCAUUAUUAAGGGACCAAUCAGAGAGUAGGGUUAUGACUAUGUAAUUAUGAUUGACCAAUCAGAGAGCAUGGUUAUGACGAUGUCAUUAUAAAGGGACAAAUCAGAGAUGGCUUAUGUCAAUGUCAUUAUGAGGGGAAUAAAAUCACCAAAUCCAUGGGAUUCUUCUCUUGCAAAUGUAGUUUUUUUGUCUGUCGUAAAAUAUUACAUUUAGACUUCAUGUUGUAUUUCGACUCUGAAUUAGAGGUCUUCACGGGUCGAAAAAGUUUGACCUGUUCCGAAAUGGACCUGGGGCUUUCCCACCCGGACACGAUAUGCAUAAAUAAAAAAUGUCAAUAGAGACCCGUUCCGAACGGACCCAAGGACAACUAGACCUGUUCCGUAUAGACGUGGUCAGAUCCAGACCCGGUCAGAUCCGAUCCGAGUGAGGGAAGCAACAGAAAAGUAAUUUUUAAAGCUUCUUUAUUAACCGGAGCUGAUAAAUCGCAAGAGGACGGAGAGAGAGGUCGAGAUGCCGCUCUAGCAGGCAGGGGAGGGGCCGUACUGUGAGCGAGUGAAACGGGAAGCAGAAGGGGGGAGGGGGGAGAGACAGCAACCAACCAAGUCGACUCACGCUAUAGUAAACUAUUAGCUUUCAUAGCUAGGUUAUUUAUCAUAAAAUAUGAUUACGUAGUACCUGUCUUGACUGAAUCAAACCGGGAGAAGCUAGUCAAGCUAGCUAACAUUAGCUAGCUAGGCUAAUUGAGGCUGCAGUGCAUGCGCUUUCUCAUCCUACAGUUACAAAUAACAACAACUCCAUUCAGAAUAUUAAGCAGCUGUUGGUCAUUGUAGCCUAUCCUUCUCUUUUAACUUUUAAUUCUGUAAUUUUAAUUCCAUCUUCCAUUGAUUAGAUAUCUCCUAACUGCCUCUAUGACUGUACCCUAUUGCCGCUUUGAUGAAUUAUGAUUGGCCAACAACAAGCUACACACGCCACGCUCAACUCUCGUGAAAAGGAAGAGCAGCAGCAUAAAUAAUAAAAUGUCGCUCUCUCUCUCUCUCUACUGCAGCAGUCGUGUUCGUAUCUGUACGGGCCCUUCUGGACAAGUCAGUUAAAAUUACACAUACCCGAGACCCGUGACAAUCAUAUCAGAUCUGACCUAGUCCUGUGAAAUUAUUUAGAAUUCUGGAUCUGGACCCGCUCGGGUCCCGGAUCGGCUUUUGGGUAUUCGGUUACAGCUGGAUCCGUCAAGACCUCUACUGUGAAUCUCCACUGUUGUGAUUGAUUGUUAACAUCACCUUGACUUCCUUGCCCACAGAGGAAAGAGUGGACCUGGGACGAGAGCAAGAUGCUGAUCAUGUCUGACCCCAUAUACAGGUCAGUGUCACACCUGACCUCUGACCUAUUGUACAGGUCUGCCUCACUCGUCACCCCAUUUCCUUCCCUUUUGACCAGCUGGGCCGUGUCUCAAAUUAACCCCUACCUAUUCCCCAUAUAGUGCACUACUUCACCCAGAGCCAAUGUAGUGCACUCUGACAUCAUUUGAGAUUUGUUACAGGUCUCCCUGGGAAAAUACAGUCUUUAUCUCAAUUCACCUUCCUGGUAUAAAAAUAGCAGAAGCUCCUUUAGUGAAUCCCAUUUUAAUGGGCCACACUGAUGGUCCAACCGAAUAACACAUUGAAGUCAUUCAUAUGUGCUGCUACACACUCUGAUAAUGUGCCUCUGUGUAUGUGCCAUCGGCAAUUACACUCAUACAGUAUAUAUUGGUUAGGGUUAGGGAACUCUUGAAUUAUCUAUGACUUGUAGCCACAGCAUACGUGACGACUGGCUCGAUUCGGUCCUAUGUAGCAACAUUUGAAAUAGUGUUUUUUACACUGGAAAAAUGUAGCGACUCAGAGCUAGAAAAUUGUAUGUCAUACACUGCAGUUGAGGAACAAUGAGAAAGUAAUUCUGCUUUGAAAGUUAAUAAACUUGUAACCCCACUUUUGAGAAAAUGUCUCUUGAAUGUUUUGGUACACCUACUGGGGAGCUCGUCUUUGUCUACACCCAUUCAGCAUUAUUCACACCGUCUUAAGCCUUAGCCCCACCCAUCUCUUUAAGGAUUCAUGUGAGGCCAUGUGCUAAACAGAGUGAGUAAGGUAGUGUAAUGUAGUAAACAACCAAAGAUUUCAAGACUAAAAGUGGUGAAAGUAGUAGCAAAAAAUCUAGUCCUUGGCCUAUAUCUUAAUCUGACUGUGGUGCAAGUCAUGUUGUUCUUCAUAUUACCGUCUCUGGUAAAAACAUACAAUAUCAAAAUAAAAUCAAAGUUUAUUUGUCACAUGCACAGGAUACAGAAGGUGUAAACGGUACAGUGAAUUGGUUACUUGCAUAUUUGCAUAGUAGCAAUAUCAAAAAUAGAACGUGUCCAGAUAAAUAUUGUAUAAAUUCUUACCCAGGCACACUUGUCUAAAUUGAUGGGUCAUGUGAAAUAAAUGCUAUAACCCCCCCCCCAGCCCCAUCUAGCUAAGUUAAUGGGUCACUAUUGUCUACAUGGGUCAUGUAAUCAUCUGGCGAAGUGGAGUCUUUUGUUUAGACAUGUAGCUAGCUAAACAAUACACCUAAUGGUGCUUUCAAGACAACUGGGAACUUGGAAAAAUAUUAGGUCAAAUAAUGAUGUCAGUGAUCUUCAGGGUGGAAAGUCGGGGCUCCCGUUCAAAAUGAUUUCGGGAGUCGGAGCUCGUUUUUUUUUUUUUUAGAGUUCCCAGUUGUCUUGAACACACUGAAGUUGGAAGUCGGAGAUUUCCGAGUUCCCAAUUCCGAGUUCCCACUUGUUUUGAACGCAGCAUAGCAAAACAAACUGAUUGUCAUAGCUAGCCACCAUGCAUGAAUCUGCAGGUACCUAAAGCUAACCAACUAGGUUCAAUGUUAGCUAGUUAGCUAACAUUAGGCUAUAACUAGCAAUACAAAUGGAUUUCUGAGAUAUGAAUAAUAUUACUACACAGAUCAAACACGUAACGUUAGCUAGCGAGCCAGCCAGCUAACAUUAGCUAGUUAGCUAACAGUACGCUUUAACUUGCAAUGAAAACGACUAUCUGACAAAAUUAGAAACUAUAUAAACUGAAUUAGAAACUAAUAUCUGAAAAUGUAGCUAGCUAGACUCUUUCCCGAAUACAUGGAUGAACGCUUCUCCCUCACUGUUACGAUGCCAUGGUUGCCCUUAGUUUGAAGAUAUCAUCCAGGGACAGGUGUUUUAUAUAACACUGUUCUCUUUUCGACUUCCUCUGCAUAUUUGCAACCAAAAGCCAGAAUUUAGCAUUCCAAUGAUUUCAAAACUCGGUCAACUUCUUCUGUGACAACAACACUGUUGAUCGCCGUUUCUUCCCCCAUCACUGUCAUCAGAAGACUCUACAUUGUCUGGUUCAAUGAAAAUGUUUUUACCUAAAUCAGGGAUUUUCUCAUCGUCUGAUUCAUUUUCAGAGUCAGAGAGUCAGUAUGGCACGAUUGUCCUCCAGAAUGUAGUCCAUCACAACUUUUUCCCACAGAUUUUUGUCGAUGUGAUAGCGGCUGUUAAAUUCAGGGCAGCACUUUUGCAGUUCUUCAUGAUAUCCUUCAAAAAAGCCAUUUUAGAAAGGAUUAUCUACACGUACUGAUCAGCUCAUGUUAUAAAUCCGAACUCAUCUUUCGGCAUGUCCAGCCCACCCAUUAUCUCAGCCAAUCAUGGCUAGCGGGAAAGUUCAGUUUUUGGCUAAACCAACUAUGCUCAUAAUUUAACAAUUGUAUUCGUAUUUACAGAUGGCUUACAAGUUUGUUAUUAAGGCACUUGAAAGUUCACAUGUUCCAGAAAGCAUUUCUGUCAAGAAAACGCAUUUUGAUAAAAAAUAAAUGUUUACGUUCAAAUGCCUCUCCUGUGAAGUAGUGACAUGCGACAUACGCCUAGUUUCCUGAAACAAGUCACAUGUGUGUGAGUUUGUGUGUGUGCAUGCGUGCCUGUGCAUGCGUGUGUGUGUGGUUUUUCAGGGACAUCUCUGUUCUUACAUGGUAGCCAUGUAACUGUAGGCAACAACACCUCUGACACGCUGACCCUCAACACGUGGGGGCCCCUCAGGGGUGUGUGCUUAGUCCGCUCCUGUACUCCCUGUUCACCCACGACUGUGAGGUCAGAGACUUGGCAGCAGUGGGGGUCGGUGCCGUUUAAGAUGAGGGAGGAUUUUUUUUUUUUUUACAUGGCCUUAUUUCUAUUGCAGCAUAUUGGAUGACUGUCAUUCAUAUUACAUUCACCCAGCUCAAUGUAACAUCGAUAGGGUUAGGCUACUCCAUGGUGCUCAAAUCUUUCCUGUACCCAUCAUGAGGUUGCUACAACCUAGCCUAUGAAUUAAAGUUUACAACGUAGGUGCACAGGUCGAGAUAAUGUUGAGUAAUCAAGGUGACAGACAGUCUGCAUAUAGCUGAUUUAGAGUGUAAUCAUUAGUCCAACAGUUGCAAUGAAUACACCCCUGAUCACACACAAACACAGUUCACUUUCAUAGCAGCCACAUACGAACAGCUUGUAUAUAUAAUUCCUUCUUGCAUCUUUCUACGCACGCUCCUCCUCUCACCUUCUCCCUUCGUUUGUGGACUUCAGUGCACAACACGUCAGCUGUCUGUGACCGCUACAAUCAUGCAGUACAGUGUACAGUCAGCAGCAAGCAGUUUAGCUUUUACACCGGUGGGCCCGGUGGCAAUAAAUUAAUACAACCAAAAGCUUACCUUGACUUGGAAGAGUUCCAGUAUUGGAUAGCCAUAGCCAGCUAGCUAACAUAGCAUCCCUCUCGGUUUGAGCUGGUUGUUUGAGUAGGCUAAAUUAGUUCGCUGCAUUCGAUGCUAGCUAGGUAAGUGAAAGUGGGAAAAAAAAUAAGAUGAAAUAUAGCUAACUCUCUCUCUCUUGCUUCUCCUUAAUUUUGGAAGAAAUUAAUUUGUUCAAAACUGUUAAACUAUUAUCUUUCUCUCUCUUUGAGUCAACUACUCACCGCAUUUUAUGUACAUUUUACAUUUACAUUUUAGUCAUUUAGCAGACGCUCUUAUCCAGAGCGACUUACAGUUAGUGAGUGCAUACAUUAUUUUUCAUUUUUCAUACUGGCCCCCCGUGUGAAUUGAACCCACAACCCUGGCGUUGCAAACGCCAUGCUCUACCAACUGAGCUAUAUCCCUGCCGGCCAUUCCCACCCCUACCCUGGACGACGCUGGGCCAAUUGUGUGCUGCCCCAAUUGUGUGCCGCCCCAGUGCUAGCUAGCUGUAGCUUAUGCUUUCAGUACUAGAUUCAUUCUCUUAUCCUUUGAUUGGGUGGACAACAUGUCAGUUCAUGCUGCAAGAGCUCUAAUAGGUUGGAGGAUGUCCUCCGUAAGUUGUUAUAGUUACUGUGUAAGUCUAUAGAAGGGGGUGAGAACCAUGAGGCUCCUAGGUUUUGUAUUGAAGUCAAUGUACCCAGAGGAGGACGGAAGGUAGCUGUCUUCUGGCUACACCAUGGUGCUACCCUAAAGAGUACUGCUGAGGCUAUUGUAGACCUUCAUUGCAAAACAGUGUGUUUUAAUCAAUUAUUUGGUGACGUGAAUAUAUUUAGUAUAUUUUUUAAAUGAAAUUCACUGAGGAUGGUCCUCCCCUUCCUCCUCUGAGGAUCCUCCACUGCUUGUCAGUGUGGUGCAAGGACAAAAACCUCUCCCUCAAUGUCAGUAAGACAAAGGAGCUGAUUGUUGACUACAGGAGAAAGAGCGAACAGCACGCCCCUAUCCACAUCGACAGGGCUGUAGUGGAGCGGGUUGAGAGCUUCAAGUUCCUUGGCGUCCAAAUCACUAAGGACUUAACAUGGUCCACACACCUGCACAGUCGUGAAGAGGGCACGACAGCGCCUCUUCUACCUCAGGAGGCUGAAAAGAUUUGGCAUGGGCCUUUGGAUCCUUAAAAACUUCUACAGCUGCACCAUUGAGAGCAUCUUGACUGGCUGCAUCACCGCUUAGUAUGGCAAAUGCAUCGCCCUCGACUGCAAAGCGCUACAGAGAGUGGUGCGGACGGCCCAGUACAUCACUGGGGCCGAGCUCCCUGCCAUCCAGGACCUCUAUAUCAGGUGGUGUCAGAGGAAGGCCCGAUAAAUUGCCAAAGACUUCAGCCAACCAAGCCAUAGACUGUUUACUCUGCUACCGUCCGGCAAAAGGUAUCGGAGCAUCGGCUCUCUGACAAAUAGGCUAGCUUCCACCCCCAAGCCAUAAGACUGCUAAAUAGCCAUAAAUAGUUAAUUAAAUGUUUACACGGUCUGCAUUUACCCUAUCUUGCACUGACUCUAUGCACACUCACAAGACGAUACACUGAGUGUACAAAGCAUUAGGAACACCUGCUCUUUCCAUGACAUAGACUGACCAGGUGAUUCCAGGUGAAAGCUAUGAUCCCUUAUUGAUGUCACUUGUUAAAUCCACUUCAAUCAGUGUAGAUGAAGGGGAGGAGACAGCUUAAAGAAGGAUUUUUAAGCCUUCAGACAAUUGAGACAUGGACUGUGUAUGUGUGCCAUUCAGAGGGUGAAUUGGCAAGACAAAAGAUUGAAGUGCCUUUGAACGGGUUAUGGUAGUAGGUGCCAGGCGCACUGGUUUGAGUCUGUUAAGAAAUGAAACACCGCUGGGUUUUUCACUCUCAACAGUUUCCCUUGUGUAUCAAGAAUGGUCCACCACCCAAAGGACAUCCAGCCAACUUGACACAACUGUGGGUAACAUUGGAGUCAACAUGGGCCAGCAUCCCUAUGGAACGCUUUUGACACCUUGUAGAGUGUUCUGAGGGCUAAAGUGGGUGCGACUCAAUAAUUUUGUAUUUAUUUUAUUUUAAUUUCACCUUUAUUUAACCAGGUAAGCCAGUUGAGAACAAGUUCUCAUUUACAACUGCGACCUGGCGAAGAUAAGGCAAAGCAGUGCGAUAAAAACAACAACAACACAGAGUUACAUAUGGGAUAAACAAAAACGUACAGUCAAUAACACAAUAGAAAAUCUAUAUACAGUGUGUGCAAAUGUAGUAAGUUAUGGAGGUAAGGCAAUAAAUAGGCCAUAGUGCAAAAUUACAAAUUACACUGGAGUGAUAGAUGCACAGAAAAUGAUGUGCAAAUAGAGAUACUGGGGUGCAAAUGAGCAAAAUAAAUAACAAUAUGGGGAUGAGGUAGUUGGGUGGGCUAAUUUCAGAAAGGCUGUGUACAGGUGCAGUGAUCGGUAAGGUGCUCUGACAACUGAUGCUUAAAGUUAGUGAGGGAGAUAAGAGUCUCAGCUUCAGAGAUUUUUGCAGUUCGUUCCAGUCAUUGGCAGCAGAGAACUGGAAGGAAUGGCGGCCAAAGGAGAUGUUGGCUUUGGGGAUGACCAGUGAGAUAUACCUGCUGGAGCGCAUACUACGGGUGGGUGUUGCUAUGGUGACCAAUGAGCUAAGAUAAGGCGGGGAUUUGCCUAGCAGUGAUUUAUAGAUGACCUGGAGCCAGUGGGUUUGGUGACGAAUAUGUAGUGAGGGCCAGCCAACGAGAGCGUACAGGUCACAAUGGUGGGUAGUAUAUGGGGCUUUGGUGACAAAACGGAUGGCACUAUGAUAGACUACAUCCAAUUUGCUGAGUAGAGUGUUGGAGGCUAUUUUGUAAAUGACAUCGCCGAAGUUAAGGAUCGGUAGGAUAGUCAGUUUUACGAGGGCAUGUUUGGCAGCAUGAGUGAAGGAGGCCUUGUUGCGAAAUAGGAAGCUGAUUCUAGAUUUAACUUUGGAUUGGAGAUGCCUAAUGUGAGUCUGGAAGGAGAGUUUAGGGUCUAACCAGACACCUAGGUAUUUGUAGUUGUCCACAUAUUCUAAGUCAGACCCGCCGAGAGUAGUGAUUCUAGGCGGGCGGGCGGGUGCAAGCAGCGUUCAAUUGAAGAGCAUGCAUUUAGUUUUACUAGCGUUUAAGAGCAAUUGGAGGCUAUGGAAUGAGUGUUGUAUGGCAUUGAAGCUCGUUUGGAGGUUUGUUAACACAGUGUCCAAUGAAGGGCCAGAUGUAUACAAAAUGGUGUCGUCUGCGUAGAGGUGGAUCUGAGAGUCACCAGCAGCAAGAGCGACAUCAUUGAUAUACACAGAGAAUAGAGUCGGCCCGAGAAUUGAACCCUGUGGCACCCCCAUAGAGAGGUGUUCCUAAUGUUUGGUACACUCUGUGUAUGUCACGGAUGCUGCCGAGGCUGCUCCUCCUCCUUGCUCGGGCAGGCUUCGGCGUUUGUCGUCCCCGGAGUACUAGCUACUACCGCUCGAUGUUUUCGAUGUUUGUUUUGUAAUGUCUAGUUAGUACACCUGUUUCGUAUUCUGUAUUGAUUAUGUUACAUAUAAGUUCCCUUGUUUUAUGUUUGCCUUUGUGUGUUAUUGUCCGCGUGUCCUGUAUUUAUGGUUGGCAUUGAUCAUCCUGUUUAUUACGCACUCCGCGUAUUAUCCUCCUCUUGUGUUUUGGAGGCUUUUGUUUUAUGCGUAUUUUUGGAAAGUAAAGCAGUCGUUACUGAUCUUCUGUGUCCUGCGCCUGACUUCACCGCUGCAUACACUUCAGCAUUUUGACAGAGUAUAUUAUCCAUGUCCUUCUUCAGCCACGACUCCGCAAAACAUAGGAUAUUACAGUUCUUGAGGUCCCGUUGAUAGGAUAGUCUUGGAACAGAGCUCGUCCAGUUUGUUCUCUAGUGAUUGUACGUUCGCCAAUAGGGGGUGCAACUCAAUACACUCAGUGUAUAUACGCUGGUACUGGUACUCCCUGUAUAUAGCUCCACAUUGACCUGGUACUGGUACUCCCUGUAUAUAGCUCCACAUUGAUCUGGUACUGGUACUCCCUGUUAAUAGCUCCACAUUGAUCUGGUACUGGUACUCCCUGUAUAUAGCUCCACAUUGACCUGGUACUGGUACUCCCUGUAUAUAGCUCCACAUUGAUCUGGUACUGGUACUCCCUGUAUAUAGCUCCACAUUGACCUGGUACUGGUACUCCCUGUAUAUAGCUCCACAUUGAUCUGGUACUGGUACUCCCUGUAUAUAGCUCCAUUAUUUUGUAUUUUAUUUUAUUCCUCUUGUGUUAGUUACUUUUUUAAAUGUAUUUUUGUUUUACUCUGCAUCGUUGGGAAAGGUUCGUAAGCAAGCACUUCACUAUAAAGUCUGCACAAGUUGCAUUCGGCGCAUGUGAUCCUCUGUAGCUCAGCUGGUAGAGCACGGCGCUUGUAACGCCAAGGUAGUGGGUUCGAUCCCCGGGACCACCCAUACACAAAAAUGUAUGCACUCAUGACUGUAAGUCGCUUUGGAUAAAAGCGUCUGCUAAAUGGCAUAUUAAUUAAUUAAUUAAUAAUAAUUAAUAAUGUGAUAAAUAAAAUGUGAUUUGAUUUGCCUGUGUGUGUGUGUGUGUGUGACAGAGACACACAGAACAUCAUCUCUCUUAGUGCAGGUCUUUUUAUAGCUGUAAUUAGCUGUGUUUGUUCCCACAGGACACUGUUUAUAAUCCUAUAGCCUAGUGUGCUGUAGAAGGGCUGACACUGACCAUAUAUCAGCUCUGUAUGUGUGUGUGUGUGUGUGUGUGUGUGUGUGUGUGUGUGUGUGUGUGUGUGUGUGUGUGUGUGUGUGUGUGUGUGUGUGUGUGUGUGUGUGUGUGUGUGUGUGUGUGUAAGACAGAGAGCUGACCAUAUACCAGCUCAGCGCAUCACAGGGACAAGGACAGUGAAGAUGGCUACUUUUUAUGUGAAUGACUGGUGGUGGUUCAUUCCUAAACCAGAGUCGUAUUCUUUAGAUCACACCGUAGCAAAAUGUUUCAAUCGUUUAAAAAAUAUGUUUAAAAAACGGUUAUUUUAUUCCUAGUAGUCCCUCCCUGUUUAAGUCUGUUUUCUUCUGUUUGUUGCUCAAUGAACACAAUGCAGAAAUCAGGGAAUGUUGAUGAAGGGAAUCACAUGGAAAUGCUAAUCUGGGACAGUGUUGGUUAUAUCAUAGGUCUCUCUGUGAAAAUGUAUACUGGUAGCUACUAAGUUCACUCCUUUCCUAUUAUAGUGUCAACAUUGCAUUUUGGCCUCUUAUUUAAAAGUUGUGUGCCAAUGUAAGCAUAGUGAGAAAGCCUGCCUUCCAACAUUCUUCCUGAUGUAAGUCCCCUGUAGCUCAGUUGGUAGAGCAUGGCGCUUGCAACGCCAGGGUUGUGGGUUCGUUUCCCAUGGGGGGCCAGUAUGAAAAAUGAAUGCACUAACUAACUGUAAGUCGCUCUGGAUAAGAGCGUCUGCUAAAUGACUUAAAUGUAAUGUUUCUCCAGGAUCUUCUACGUGUCCCAUGACUCCCAGGACCUGAAGAUCUUCAGUUACAUCGCCAGAGAUGGCUCCAACAACUCCUUCAGGUGUAAUGUCUUCAAAACCAAGAAGAAGGUGAGAGAGACUAGGCCAUAUUACUCCUCUCAUGCCAAGUGGUCAUACUGUGUAGGUCACCUGUAUCUGUUCUUUCUCUCUCUCAUCUGUCCAACUGUACAGAUGUAAUUAUAUAUCCCUCUCUCUCCCCCCUCCCUCUACCCCGUCAGACCCAGGCCAUGCGUAUAGUGCGUACGGUGGGCCAGGCGUUUGAGGUGUGUCAUAAGCUCAGUCUGCAGCACGCCCAUCAGGGUAUAGAUGGACAGGCAGAUGGAGAGAGUGACAAGUCUACAGAGGACACCCCCGCUGAGAGUGAGAGAGAGGGGGAGAGACACACACAUGCACACACACCGACUGCCACAACACUGUUACACUCCUACAUUGUUCACUAAACGUGACAGACACAGAUAGACACACACACACACACACACACACACACAAUCUCACAAAGAUUGUAUUGUUCUAUCAUUUCACUGACUGACAAAACAGACACAGAAACUGAACACACUGUUCAUGUGUGAACCAAGGAGGACACCUGACCAUUAGUGAUGAUUUGAUGAUGUCAUUGGUUUGUGUGUGUUCCUCUUUCCCGCAGGUCGUCAGUUGACAGGGGCAGAGGAGGAGGAGGAGGAGGGGGGUGGAGAGGAAGGGGAGCCCCAGGCACAGUCCCAGUCUGUGUGUGAGCAGGCGGUUAACGAGAUCCUCCAGAGUCUGGCCCAACUCAACGUGGUCCAGCCUGGACACACCAUCAUGGUAAGAGCACCUGACUUACUUUACUUAUUCCUUUCAGCUCCUGGAGGAGCAAAGGGCCUCAACAGGGAGUCAACAGGGCCUCAACAGGGAGUCAAUAGGGAGUCAACAGGGCCUCAACAGGGCCUCAACAGGGAUUCAACAGGGCCUCAACAGGGAGUCAACAUGGCCUCAACAGGGAGUCAACAGGAACUUAACAGGGAGUCAACAGGACCUCAACAGGACCUCAACAGGGAGUCAACAAGGCCUCAACAGGAACUCAACAGGGAUUCAACAGGACCUCAACAGGGCCUCAACAGGGAGUCAACAGGAGCUCAACAGGGAGUCAACAGGACCUUAACAGGACCUCAACAGGACCUCAACAGGGAGUCAACAAGGCCUCAACAGGACCUCAACAGGAACUCAACAGGGAGUUAACAGGGCCUCAACAGGGAGUCAACAGGGCCUCAACAGGGAGUCAACAGGACCUCAACAGGACCUCAACAGGGAGUCAACAAGGUCUCAACAGGAACUCAACAGGGAGUCAACAAGGCCUCAACAGGACCUCAACAGGAACUCAUCAGGACCUCAACAAGGCCUCAACAGGGCCCCAACAGGGCCUUCACAGGGCCUCAACAGGGAGUCAACAAGGCCUCAACAGGACCUCAACAGGGAGUCAACAGGACCUCAACAGGGACUCAACAGGACCUCAACAAGGCCUCAACAGGACCUCAACAGUGCCUCAACAGGGACUCAACAGUGAACCCUGGGUAA